Molecule: messenger RNA, 786 nt
Organism: Strongylocentrotus purpuratus (purple sea urchin)
Lineage: Eukaryota; Metazoa; Echinodermata; Echinoidea; Camarodonta; Strongylocentrotidae
Exons: 2
Coding region: 1-594 (197 amino acids)
Source: RefSeq, a predicted model, not a curated record
AUGCUAGAGCCUCUGAAUAUUAUCUAUUUCUCUUUCACUGGUGCCGCAUUCGUUGUCGUCAUCAUUGUCGUCAUCGUUCGGACAAGGCGAAGGGGCCAACAUGACUUCGACAGGGCCUUUCAACAUCACAUACAAAGCAAUCGCACGGAGGGGACCAUCCACUACACCACGCAGGACAUGAUUGAUUACCCCUACGAUUCCCUCAUCAGGGGCCCCUUCCUCCUUCCCCCAGCUCAACGCCGAGAUGCUCUUCCAAUGACUGCCUGCGGUUUGGGAUCGCACACCAAUAGUCGACGUCGGAGGAGCUGCGAUGCGGAUGACGAUCACUGGCAUGACCACGGUGGCCGUUGUAACGAUAGUGCACCAUCUGGCUCCAACCUCUACUUCUCGAUCAUAGCCGAGGAGGAUGAGAAGGAGGAGGAGGUGGAGGAGAAGGGCAAGGCCAUGAAGGGGCAGGUUGGCGGAGGAUGCUGCUCAACUCGAGCACCACCAUCUUCUACUGACGGAGCGUAUGCUUAUGCAGACUGUCACGUCGGAAACAACGAUUACCAAAGAGGGGUGGUCAAAUCCAUACCGAACGAAGACUAUAAAUAAGAUUUGCAUUGAUUUCGUGAUACAGUACAUGGAGAUUCAGAAUAUGAAGAAUUGGAUGUUAACUUUAUCUGCGUACAAUUUAAGAUACAAGAGAGAGAGAGAGAGAGAGAGAGAGAGAGGCUAAAAUCACUUAUUAUUAUUUCAGUUGGGCUAGAUUCAUAUCUUCCAUUUAAUGAAGACAGGCCAGCAACC